CGAGCCUCCUCAUCGUCGAAGAAGACUGAGAAGAUUACAACGCGACGGCUUCCUCUGCUACAUCCAUGGCGACGGCCAAGGCCACCAGCUAGGCUCACCACUGCAUGUGGUCCUCAUAUCGAAGAAGGGAUGAAGAAGCCAUUGGUCCUCCUCACCAUUGCCGCUUCAUGUCGUUCAUUCUCCAAUCUCCUGCUGCCGAGUUCCCAGAUCCGUCGCCUGACCUCCCUACCACGAGACCCAUAUCUCCAAUGAAAUCCCUCCACCAAACCCAAACCUUUCUUGUCUCUUCUGUCUUCUGGUCACCCCUGCCUCCUCCUUCCAUAUUCCCUCUUUCUCCUCGCCAACUGCAGAUGUCCAAUCGGAAAUCCCUACAUCUCGUUAGAGCUGCUACAAUGAUUGAUGGUGGGCACAAUGUUGAUUGCUCAAGGAAAAUGGGGUGGUGUCCUUGCUCCCUUUGAUAUGCUUACUUACUAGACGUUUUGGGAUUUCUAGGGUUUGCUUUAUAGGAUCUACAAAUACUAUUUGCAAUGGGAGGCGAGGCUGCUGAUGAUGUUUAGAUGUUUGCUAAAGGUAUUGUCGGAAAGGAGGAAUUCCAUUGUUGUUGAAU
This is a messenger RNA of Linum tenue, 607 nucleotides long. The record is from the annotation of a GenBank genome assembly. NCBI's taxonomy places the organism in Eukaryota, Viridiplantae, Streptophyta, Magnoliopsida, Malpighiales, Linaceae.